AUGUCAUCUGAAAAAAUUUUGCCACAAUCCUAUCCCUGUCCAUAUUCGCCGUCUAGUGGUCUUCCUUAUAAGUUUAAACGUGUAGUCCUGGCUCCAAAAUAUCGACAUUGGUUCUUUCCUAGGAUGAAAGUGCUGGAAUCGUCGAAUAAGGAUAAUCAAACGCAAAAGACGAAGACGUUCCAGCACUACUUGCCUGAGGGUGACCGAUGCUAUAGUUGUGUACAUUGUCGUGCAAAUCUAGCCAGCCAUAAUGAUCUUAUCUCUAAGUCAUUUCAAGGAAGUCAAGGCAAAGCUUAUCUCUUCAAUUCAGUUGUAAAUAUCGGGACAGGACCGGCUGAGGAGCGAGUUUUACUAACAGGCCUUCAUGCUGUAGCCGAUAUCUAUUGCCAGUGUUGUAAGACGACACUUGGUUGGAAAUACGAACAUGCUUUUGAGUCGAGUCAAAAGUACAAGGAGGGGAAGUUUAUCAUCGAACUAGCACAUAUGGUGAAGGACAAUCAAUGGGAAGAUGGUAAAAAGCGGAAAUCGAUCUGACUGAGUGAACUACGUCGACAUUGUGCUCGCGCAUGCAAGCGCGCUGUUGCGUUGCUUGUCGCGGCUCGAGUCCUUCUCCACACAUACACAAUACGCCCAUACUUUCGCUUUGCGCACCCUUCAAUUGUGUACAUACUUUGUUUAUAGGCGAUGAUCUACCGCCGCGAUUUAUAGCCGGAUGUUGUGUAAUUUCUUGUCUAUCGUAAGCAUUAUUUGCUAGAAAAGACCCUGUUGUAUGCACGAACGCUAUAUUUCGAACUAUGGUAGUCCGCAACUUCUGUAAUUAAUGACUGUAGAUCAAAUCGAAUCAGGUAGUUCAAAGACGAGUUCCUAUGUAUUUUUCCUCACACAUCCUCGGUUGGAAAACAAUUUCCGAUGCAUAUAUGUCAUUGUUGAUUAUUCUUGUAUGUUCUUUGCUCCAUGCCCAUCGAUACAACCAACGAGUAGAGACGCAGGGUUUUGUGCGCGUCUCUAACUGUCUGCACCCUCCCAGCACAAUUGGUCGUACCCUGAAUAGUGAUGUGUGGAAUCUAAAUGCCGUUAUAUGAUCUGAACGUCAUUGAUGGUCAGCUUCGAGCCAUUUGAUCGGGGG
Molecule: messenger RNA, 1126 nt
Organism: Cylicocyclus nassatus
Lineage: Eukaryota; Metazoa; Nematoda; Chromadorea; Rhabditida; Strongylidae
Source: the annotation of a GenBank genome assembly